GCCGUCGCCAUCGAAGCAUCGAAGCAGAGAAUUUAAACGCAGCCAGCAUAAUAAAAAUUUCAGUCGGCUUUUUCACGACGCGCCCGCGGUUGUUUGUUUCAAACAGCAAAUUCAAGUGCAUUCAAUAGUAAAAUUCAUUUAUUUUUUCUAAGAAUAUUGUGAAAAAACCCAAGAAAAAAAGAGAUAUAUAAUAAAAAAAAACCAUGAUACACUUGAUAAAGUUAAUGCCGGCGUCGAACACAGCAUAAAGUGUAAGUCAUUAUGAAACGCUGUGUGUGCGUGUGCGUGUGCUUCAGCAUCCCAUUCAAGGAUUAUGCUGUUUAAGAGUUGAACAAUGGAGUAAGCGGAACUGCCGGGAAUUAAGUAGGUAAGCCAGCCAAGCAAGUAGCCAACCAGUCAGGCCAGUCGGUCACUUAAGCUGCACAACCGGAGAUAUUCAGGAGCUUAAGAGGAUUGGCAUCAUCAAGUGCAAUGUUUGAUGUUACCUGGCUGCCCACCGCUUGUGGCUCCUUGGCACCGGCACUGAUACCACCGGCUCACAUCGUUGUAUUGUGGUACUUCUGGGAGAAUUAUGCACGCUACGUGGACCGGCACUUCUGCACGUGCUCCUGCUGGGAUACGGUGUUCAAGGGUCCCUACGAAUCGGGAGUGGCCGCCUACAAGCACAUGUACUUCAAUGCGACGCCCAAUAGCUUCAAGAUGUGGAUAUUGACGGUCUUUGCCGUAAUUGCACUUUACGAGUGUAUCAAGCGGCUCAUCGCCCUAAUCCUGCAGCAGAGAGUGCGCUACUCAAUGCUGCUACUGUUCCUGCUGUCCAUCUUCUCGCACUAUUAUGCCUGGUGGGCGUACAUCAACUAUUACAACGACGACUACUACAAUCAAUGGAAUCACCAACUGUUCUUCACGGUAACGGAGCUAUUCUCCACAGUGCUGGUAAUGCACUUGGCCAACACCACGAAUGUGGUUAAGCCCAAGAAGGUGUUCUGCAUUGUGGGCAUUGCACUGCUGCACAUCCUCGCCGGGAGUUUCGAUCAAUUCUUCAUGAAUGUGGUGCGGGGCGAGGGAGCAGCCCAUCAGGUAGUACGCGACAUAGGAUUCAUGUUGCCCGAUCUGUUGCACUUUGUCAUACCGAUUUGGCUGUUGCGCCGGGCGAGGAGUGAGAACUUUUCGACGCGUCCCUUCUAUCGGGACCGGAAGCUGCAUAGAGAUAUUGUGGCCAUGCUGUGCCUGGUGUCCAUGCUCUUUGUGCUCUGUACGAUUUUGUGAGAACGAAUCCUAUUUGGCGCCUACGAGGAGGCGCACGGCAAGGUAAAGCCUGCUCAGGAUGCAGCCGUUUUGCUGCUGAAUCGUUACCGCAUGUUGGCCAACAACAAUGUGCAUAACUAGAAGCUGGCUGGACGAACUGUGCCGGAACGAACUGUGGACAAUAUGCUGCUGCUGCACUUGCCCGUAAGUGUGUGGGCGCAGCCACGCCCUUGUGCUUGUAGUUACGUACAAUUUAUGUUUUGUCAUUAACGAUUUGUGAUAGUUUUUUGUAA
Molecule: messenger RNA, 1538 nt
Organism: Drosophila grimshawi
Lineage: Eukaryota; Metazoa; Arthropoda; Insecta; Diptera; Drosophilidae
Exons: 3
Coding region: 472-1266 (264 amino acids)
Source: RefSeq, a predicted model, not a curated record